GGUUCGGCUGCGCGGGGGCGCGCGUCGGAGGUAAAUACUAGAGCGGUGGGUGUGGGGCGCCGGGGCCGGCCCGCGACCGGGGCCAGCGAGGCAGGGGACGGGGCGACGCCCGGCCGCCCGAGUUUUCUCCUUUCCAGGAUGAGCAUGGUUUUUACGCCACCCCGAGUUCCUUAGUUGAAAGGUGCGCUCUGUUGAAACAAGGCAUUUUGACUUGCUAUCCUUCUACAGCAUGGGCACCAAGUUGCUAAAAACGUGCUUCGGGACUGCCAGUGAAUUUAUCUUUUGCGGUUUCACUCCAAACGUCGUAGUUCCCUUUUUUAUGAGUUAAUAUUUUGGAGUUAACAUCACAAUGAGUUCAGGCUUAUGGAGCCAAGAAAAAGUUACUUCACCCUACUGGGAAGAUCGGAUUUUCUAUUUACUUCUUCAGGAAUGCAGCGUUACAGACAAACAGACCCAAAAGGUCCUUAAGGUACCAAAGGGGAGCAUAGGACAGUACAUCCAGGACCGGUCUACGGGCCACUCCAGGAUACCUUCCGCCAAAGGCAAGAAAAAUCAGAUCGGACUAAAAAUCCUGGAGCAGCCGCACGCAGUGCUCUUUGUUGAUGAAAAGGACGUGGUGGAAAUCAGUGAGCAGUUCACAGAGUUGCUUUUGGCAAUCACCAACUGCGAGGAGCGGUUCGGCCUGUUCAGAAACAGGAGCAGACUCAGCAAGGGCCUGCAGGUGGACGUGGGCUGCCCCGUGCGCGUGCAGCUGAGGCCCGGGGAGGAGAAGUUUCCUGGAGUCGUGCGCUUCCGGGGACCCCUGCUGGCCGAGAGGACAGUGUCCGGAAUAUUCUUCGGAGUGGAAUUACUGGAGGAAGGUCGUGGCCAGGGGUUCACCGAUGGGAUCUACCAAGGGAAACAGCUCUUUCAGUGCGAUGAAGACUGCGGAGUGUUUGUUGCGUUGGACAAGCUCGAAAUCAUAGAAGAUGAUGACAAUGGCCUGGAAAGCGACUAUGCAGUUCCAGUGGACGCAGUGCAGGUGGAGCUUCCUCCUCUGGAAAUAAACUCCAGAGUUUCUCUGAAGAUUGGAGAAACUGUCGAAUCUGGAACAGUCAUAUUCUGUGAUGUUUUGCCGGGAAAAGAAAGUCUAGGAUAUUUUGUUGGUGUGGACAUGGAUAAUCCCAUUGGCAACUGGGAUGGAAGAUUCGAUGGAGUACAGCUUUGUAGUUUUGCAAGUGUCGAAAGUACAAUUCUCUUGCAUAUCAAUGAUAUCAUCCCAGAUAGCGUGACACAGGAAAGGAGGCCUCCCAAACUUGCCUUUAUGUCAAGAGGUGUUGGAGACAAAGGUUCAUCCGGUCAUAAUAAACCAAAGGUUACAGGAUCUACCUCAGACCCUGGAAAUAGAAACAGAUCUGAAUUAUUUUAUACCUUAAAUGGGUCUUCUGUUGACUCACAGCCGCAAUCCAAAUCAAAAAAUGCAUGGCACAUUGACGAAGUUGCUGAGGACCCUGCAAAAUCACUGACGGAGCUGUCUCCAGAUUUCGGACAAGCUUCGCCACCACUGCAGCCCCCUUCCAUGAACUCGUCGUCCAGUGAAAACCGGUUUCACUCUUUACCGUUCAGCCUGACGAAGGUGCCCAGUACCAAUGGGAGUAUCGGCCACAGCCCGCUCUCGCUGUCCGUGCAGUCUGUGAUGGGAGAGCUGAACAGCGCCCCUGUCCAGGAGAGCCCCCCCUUAGCCUUGACUUCCGGUAGCUCACACGGUCUGGAAGUGGGCUCGCUGGCCGAGGUGAAGGAGAACCCACCUUUCUAUGGGGUGAUCCGGUGGAUCGGUCAGCCACCAGGACUCAACGAGGUCCUAGCUGGACUGGAGCUGGAGGACGAGUGUGCCGGCUGCACGGACGGGACCUUCCGGGGCACCCGCUAUUUCACCUGCGCCCUGAAGAAGGCGCUGUUUGUCAAACUGAAGAGCUGCAGGCCCGACUCGAGGUUCGCCUCGCUGCAGCCCGUCUCCAACCAGAUCGAGCGCUGCAACUCCUUAGCCUUUGGAGGCUACUUAAGUGAAGUAGUAGAAGAAAAUACUCCUCCAAAAAUGGAAAAAGAGGGGUUAGAGAUAAUGAUUGGAAAGAAGAAAGGGAUCCAGGGCCAUUACAACUCUUGUUACUUGGACUCGACCUUAUUCUGCUUGUUUGCUUUUAGUUCUGUUCUGGACACCGUGUUACUUAGACCCAAAGAAAAGAAUGAUGUAGAAUAUUAUAGUGAAACUCAAGAGCUACUGAGGACAGAAAUUGUGAAUCCUCUGAGAAUAUAUGGAUAUGUGUGUGCAACAAAGAUUAUGAAACUGAGAAAAAUACUUGAAAAAGUUGAGGCCGCAUCAGGAUUUACUUCUGAAGAAAAAGAUCCUGAAGAAUUCUUGAAUAUUUUGUUUCAUCAUAUUUUAAGGGUAGAACCAUUAUUAAAAAUAAGAUCAGCAGGUCAAAAAGUACAAGAUUGUUACUUCUAUCAAAUUUUUAUGGAAAAAAAUGAGAAAGUUGGAGUUCCUACCAUUCAGCAGUUGUUAGAAUGGUCUUUUAUCAACAGUAACCUGAAAUUUGCAGAGGCACCGUCAUGUCUGAUUAUUCAGAUGCCUCGGUUUGGAAAAGACUUUAAACUAUUUAAAAAAAUUUUUCCUUCUCUGGAAUUAAAUAUAACAGAUUUACUUGAAGACACCCCUCGGCAGUGCCGGAUCUGCGGCGGGCUGGCCAUGUACGAGUGUCGAGAAUGCUAUGAUGACGGCGACAUCGCCGCCGGCAAGAUCAAGCAGUUUUGCAAAACCUGCAACACUCAAGUCCACCUGCAUCCCAAGAGACUGAAUCACAAAUAUAACCCAGUGUCACUGCCCAAAGACCUGCCGGACCGGGACUGGCGGCACGGCUGCGUCCCCUGCCAGAAGAUGGAGCUGUUCGCCGUGCUCUGCAUAGAAACGAUUCUGGAAACUAGAGUAAAACACGCCGUCCAGACCCCGACAGCCAGCCUCCGUGACCACGGGGCUGCGACGCCGCGCGGGCGGGGCGGGGCAGGGCGCGGGGCCGCGACGCCACUGACCCCAGCUCUCUCGUCCGCAGGCGGUCAGAACGGCUUCAACAUUCCUCAGGUGACCCCGUGCCCGGAGGUGGGCGAGUACUUGAAGAUGUCCCCGGAGGACCUGCACUCCCUGGACGCCAGGCGGAUCCAGGGCUGUGCGCGGAGGCUGCUCUGCGACGCGUACAUGUGCAUGUACCAGAGCCCCACGAUGAGCCUGUACAAGUGACGGCGGCGCGGGCCGGGCGCCCCGCGCGCUGUGGCCCGAUGCGGUGUGGCCCGCCCCUCGGGCUGGCGGGCGUGUUCGCUGUCCAUUGCCGGCAAUGGAUGUCUGCGGUGAUGACCCUUCAGAAGACAAUUCCCUUGUUCAAAAUCAAAUUGCUUUUGUGUUACUGAAGUAUUUAAUAAGAAGCAUUUUGCACUAGAAAGUAUGUUUGUGUUGGUUUUUUAAGAAGUCUAAAUGAAGUUAUUAAUAACUGAAGCUUUAAGUUAAGUGCAUCGAUCAUAUGAUAUUUUUGGAAGCAUAAGAUUUUAAUUGUGACAGUUUAAACCCUCUUUUAGUCCGUUGAGAAUAUAAAUAAAUGUGUCUUCUUUAUGGACCAAGGA
Messenger RNA from Pteropus alecto (black flying fox), 3648 nucleotides. RefSeq names its product CYLD lysine 63 deubiquitinase (gene CYLD). The transcript is spliced from 19 exons. NCBI's taxonomy places the organism in Eukaryota, Metazoa, Chordata, Mammalia, Chiroptera, Pteropodidae. The coding region runs from base 350 to 3271 and encodes 973 amino acids. The record is from RefSeq and is a predicted model, not a curated record. Gene Ontology annotation, biological process: positive regulation of extrinsic apoptotic signaling pathway; necroptotic process; regulation of intrinsic apoptotic signaling pathway. Gene Ontology annotation, molecular function: cysteine-type deubiquitinase activity; K63-linked deubiquitinase activity. Gene Ontology annotation, cellular component: cytosol.